UCUGAACCGUCUCUGGUCUGAGGAGGGAAAUUUAAAGUAGUAACGGAUUACUUCAGUCCUGAAACAUUCGCAUAAUAAAAACGUUUAACGUUGAAUCCUCUUCAGAGAGGGGGAGAGAGAAGCAGCCUUUGGCUUGUUCUUUUGGAAAGGAUUUUGGUGUUCCCGAGGAUCGUUUCUGAACUGACUAAAUCAGGAUGAGUUCCUCCUCCCUCCUCUCUACUUCGCCCUCUCCCUCUCCCUCUCCCCUCCCUCUCCCUCUCCCUCUCCCUCUCCCCUACUCCGUCUCUCUGACUCGAUGUCCUGAACUCGACCUGUCCGUCACACUUAGCCCUGCUCCCAAGACCAGCCACACACACCUGAAGCCAAGUCAGCAAAGUGACCAAUCACAGCUCAAGACUGGAAGAAAGGGAAACAUACAGGUGUGUUUUGAAGAGCAGAGCAUAGACACACGCCCUGCUUCAGCAGCCAAUCAGAGGUCAGAGGAGGACCAGAGGAUAUCACCAUGGUGUGUUUUGAUGAGCAAAGCAGAGAGUCACGCCCCACCUCAGCAGCCAAUUAGAGGUCAGAGGAGGAGCAGAGGAUGUCACCAUGGUGGAGACCCUCCUGCUGCACUAUCCAAUCAAGAUCCAGGUCACCUGGAGAGGGCGGGGCUAAACACCACUCUGGCUCUGAAGGCAGAACUUCAGUCACUAAAGGGGGAGGUGUUUAACUCACAGAAGUCCAUUCAGCAGACUCUUGAGAGGUCAGAGAGGACCAAAAACCUGAUCAACACCAGAGCUACUGAAGAAGUGAAUGUCUCUCGCUCUCAGCUUCUCUUCACCUCAUUGGUCUGUGUCGAGGUGCAGGAAGAUCAGCUGAUCAGCCAGGUGCUGCAGCAUAGGUUGCCGCUGCCCCCCAGUAAUGCCAGCAGGGCAGCAGAUGAGCCCUCUCUUCUUCUCUUCUUGACCUCCGACCACGUCAGACAGAAGCCCGUCCCACUAGAGGAGGAGCCUGUCAACUACAAGCCCUGCCCAUUGACAUGCCCCGCCUACUCCACCUUUGACCUCUACAAAAGGGGUAGAUUCUGAGAGGCCAGGAGAGCUGUGAUUGGCUCGAGGUACUCAUUGAAUAGUUAUAAUAAAUAUUUUAAAUUAUUAAUAUUAAAUGGAAUAUGUUUCUAUUCCUAUAAAGAGCUUCAUUUUGUUUUUUUUCUAUAAAGUCUUGUCAUGGGUGAUGCUGUGGUACAGGUAGUCCAAUCAGAAGCGUUUGUUACAGAACAGAACAUGAAAUGUAACUCUGCUGAAGUGGACAGAAGAACUGACAAACGGAACAUAAAUUAUACUGAAUGUCCGUUAUUUGCUAGAGCUCUGUCUACAGAUGGAAUUAUGUCAAAAGUUAAUUAUUUGCUUUUAUGUGAAAGUUAAGAAUGGAAGGAGUGUAGAUGAAUACGUGUUAUUAUUUAAAUACCUUCCAAUAAGACAAGAAUACUGUGUGCAUUACUCCCACCUGUUAGCUUUGGGCCAAUAUAAACUGAUACACAGCAAUUAGUUCAUUAUUAUAAGUUGAAGUACUUACUGAAAGUCGGUUUUAGACUGGUACGUUUAAAUGUCUGGAUUUAUUAGGUAUCGGACUAGGAAGUAUAAAUGCUGUGAAGUUGAGUCCAAAUGCAAUUUGAAUAAUGUGACCCUCUAGUAUUUAAGUGGUAUUAACAUAAUUCAAAUUGAAAUGUUUUUUUCUGUUCAUCACUAUGAAACAGGUCUGAAGUAUUUAGGCUGAAAAGUGUUAGAAUACAAAUGAUUCCAAUGGUAUCUAAGAAUACAAAUGUUAGUGAUGCUGAAUCUGUUAUCUGUGUUAUGAUGAGAACAGUACUUUUAGUAAAUGUACUUAGUUACAUUCUACUGCUGAAAAUCAGGGUUUAUACUGUUUAAAAAUAUGUGAUUUAAUAACUUUUGAAAACUGAGGGGCGUCAAACAUUAUUGAAGUUCCAGCAAAUACUGUAUGUCUGCAAAACAUAGUGUUAACCAUGGCCUAAACAAAGACAACUGUCUCUUCAGUGUACCUUUCAAUCAAAAAUGUAGUCUCUUUGGAAAAGUGAGGUUAUUUUAAAACUAAAGAUUUCUAAAACUGAAUUCAUUUUUGAAAAGUAAAGUCUUCUAUUAAAAAUAAAUAGAUUUUUGAAAAGAGACUCAAAUAUAUAUCAUUUUUGAGUGAAUGGAUUUUUGAAAAGUAAUUUGCAAAAAGUGAAAUCAUAUGUGGAAAGUGAAGACAUUUUUAGGAAAGCGAAGAGUGUUUUUCCUCCAAAGGACACAAGACAAGUGUGUAGAAGACCAUAUUAGUGCUCGGUAAAAAACAUCCCACUGCACACUGAACAAAUCAUUCCCAUAUUGUUUCAAAUAAAUCACUCCCACUCUGGGUGGACAGCA
Cottoperca gobio is the source of this 2402-nucleotide messenger RNA. RefSeq names its product protein phosphatase 1, regulatory subunit 35 (gene ppp1r35). Gene Ontology annotation, cellular component: centriole. The coding region runs from base 195 to 1067 and encodes 290 amino acids. The transcript has 7 exons. The record is from RefSeq and is a predicted model, not a curated record. Gene Ontology annotation, molecular function: phosphatase binding. Gene Ontology annotation, biological process: negative regulation of phosphatase activity; positive regulation of cilium assembly; positive regulation of centriole elongation. Lineage: Eukaryota; Metazoa; Chordata; Actinopteri; Perciformes; Bovichtidae.